This is a messenger RNA of Propithecus coquereli (Coquerel's sifaka), 931 nucleotides long. It is a transcript of the gene CALHM3, whose product is annotated as calcium homeostasis modulator 3. Bases 173 to 931 code for a protein of 252 amino acids. The transcript is spliced from 3 exons. The record is from RefSeq and is a predicted model, not a curated record. NCBI's taxonomy places the organism in Eukaryota, Metazoa, Chordata, Mammalia, Primates, Indriidae. Gene Ontology annotation, molecular function: monoatomic cation channel activity.
CUCUGUCCUCAGUCCUUGGCUGGACCUCAGGAGACCAGGCUGGGCUGGACGCUGCUUCCUCUUGUCCCCUCAGGCCCUUGGAGGAGGAGAGAGAACCUCCUGCAGAACCCAGGCUCGUCCCCAGUGCUCACGGUCCCCGCCCGACGGCUGUCCCCCGACCCCAGCCGGAGCCAUGGAUAAAUUUCGCAUGCUCUUCCAGCACUUCCAGUCCAGCUCGGAGUCAGUGAUGAACGGCAUCUGCCUGCUGCUGGCCGCGGUCACCAUCAAGCUGUACUCCUCCUUCGACUUCAACUGCCCCUGCUUGGCGCGCUACAACGCCCUCUACGGCCUGGGCCUGCUGCUCGCGCCCCCGCUCGCCCUGUUCCUCUGCGGCCUCCUUGCCAACCGGCAGUCCGUGGUGAUGGUGGAGGAGUGGCGCCGGCCCUCGGGGCACCGGAGGAAGGACCCAGGCAUAAUCAGGUACAUGUGCUUCUCUGUGCUACAGAGGGCGCUGGCCGCCCCCCUGGUCUGGAUCCUGCUGGCCCUCCUUGACGGGAAGUGCUUCGUGUGUGCCUUCAGCAGCUCCGUGGACCCUGAGAAGUUUCUAGACUUUGCCAACAUGACCCCCAGCCAAGUACAGCUCUUCCUGGCCAAGGUACCCUGCAAGGAGGACGAGCUGGUCAGGGACAGCUCUGCUCGGAAGGCAGUGUCACGCUACUUGCGGUGCCUAUCACAGGUAAUUGGGGUGGUCCUCCCCACCCUGGCACCCUUGCAAAUGUCCUGCAUUGGCUCUGGGGUGGGGUGGGGUGGUAAGGACGUACAAAUGAGUCCUGAAGCUCCUCCCUUCUCUGGAGACACAACCAAAAAGCAGGUGGUGCAUGGGGAGAUCCAGAGCAUGACAGGACAGUGUGGGGCCUUUGACACAGACCCUCCCCAGGCUUUGAUAUUCUAG